This is a messenger RNA of Cryptomeria japonica (Japanese cedar), 1667 nucleotides long. Its product is annotated as oleoyl-acyl carrier protein thioesterase, chloroplastic. The transcript is spliced from 7 exons. Gene Ontology annotation, biological process: fatty acid biosynthetic process. The record is from RefSeq and is a predicted model, not a curated record. Bases 55 to 1206 code for a protein of 383 amino acids. Gene Ontology annotation, molecular function: acyl carrier activity; fatty acyl-[ACP] hydrolase activity. Lineage: Eukaryota; Viridiplantae; Streptophyta; Pinopsida; Cupressales; Cupressaceae.
UUUAAAUUCGCGGAGUGCCGAUUAAGUUUUCUCGCACCUGACGGGAAAAGCAAAAUGUUGAGGGCGGUGAAUUGGAAUCGCCCAUGGAAGUCACUGCAACAGAAUGGGUCUCAUAAUUUCUGUUUUACAGCGAAGCCCAAAUGGAGCAAUGCUGUUCAUCGUAAGGCUUGUUUCAGAGUGGAGAUCUCUGCUAGUUAUCCGUCAAAUGCCAGAAUUUGUGAUGAAGAUGAGAGGGUCAAACUUGAGCCAAUUGAUAGAAGCCAGACGAAAAGCUUGGCAGAUCGGCUUAGACCUGGAGGGCUUACUGCAGAUGGGCUUUCUUAUAAGGAGAAUUUUACUAUAAGGUGUUAUGAGGUUGGAGUUAACAGGACUGCUACCAUUGAGGCUGUUGCCAAUUUGUUGCAGGAAGUUGCAUGCAAUCAUGCACAGAGUGUGGGCUUCUCCACAGAUGGAUUUGCGACCACUCCCACUAUGAGGAAACACCGUCUCAUCUGGGUUACUGCACGAAUGCACAUUGAAGUCUACAAGUAUCCUGUGUGGGGUGAUGUUGUGGAAAUUGAAACUUGGUGCCAAGCUGAGGGUAAAAUUGGGACUAGGCGUGACUGGAUUCUCAAGGAUGCCACAACAAAGGUCGUUAUUGGUAGGGCUACAAGCACAUGGGUGAUGAUGAAUCAGGACACUCGACGUCUUUCCAGAGUAACAGAUGAAGUAAGGGAUGAAUACAUGAUUUAUUGCCCCAAAGUAUCUAGGUUAGCAUUUCCAGAAGAAAAUAGCAAUAGUUCUAAGAAGAUACCCAAGCUUAAGGAUCCUGCAGAGCAUUCAAGAUCUGGUCUUAUGCCCAGGAGAGCUGAUCUGGAUAUGAAUAAACAUGUCAAUAACGUUACGUACAUUGGCUGGGUUCUCGAGAGUAUGCCACAAGAAGUUUUAGAGUCACAUGAGCUGCAGACAAUCACACUUGAUUAUAGGCGAGAAUGCAACAAAGAUGAUGUUGUUGAGUCAUUGACAAGCUCGGAACCAAGCAUUUCAGAAAAUGGUGCAGUAGUAGACGGAUUUGUUGCAUCGAAAGGUAUUGCUAGUACAAAUGGAUCUGCAACAGUUAGAAGUCCAGCCAAGGACUUUGAAUUUUUACACAUGCUAAGAUUGGAUGACGGUGGUUUUGAGAUCAAUAGAGGCCGGACUGUAUGGAGGAGGAAACUUGUGAGAUAAUAUAUAUAUUUACAUAAAUUGAUUCAAAUUUAAAAUCACAAGGUCUGCGAUUCCUGAUACAACUUCAAAAGGCCAUUUAGUGUUGGAAACUGCUCUCCAAUUAAUUGGAAAAGUAUGGUGUUUUUUGUACUUUAAUUGGAAAAGCAUGGUGUUUUUUGUUCUUUAAUUGGAAAAGCUUGGAGUUUCUUGAGUUCCUGAUAUGGGCAUGAGAGGCUUGUACAUUUCAAAAUGAGUGUCUGAAUUGGACAAGUGCGAUUUUCUCUCGGCGAGAGAAUUCACCUGUGUUGUCUUGAUUGUUAAAUUUUGGGCGUAGUCAUCUCAGUUUUCAAGUAAUGAGGCUGUUUACGUUUCAAACUUUAUAUACAAUCUUAUGGAUUGUGUUGAGCUCAAAUCUUUGAAAUGUAACCUCAGAAUUCAAUUACUGCAAAGGCUGUUAAGGUACAAACAGUGGUUUUGCAUCA